AUGGCAGAUCAGCCACGUUAUGCAGGAGCCGCGGCGGGCACUUCAGACGAAGAUGAGCAGCUUAUGCGUGCACUAGCCGCGAGUGUGAGUUCCAACGAAUCUAAUAUCCAAGCGCGGCCCGAGCUGGAUCGGUUACGUCACGGCAGUGAGCCCGUCGUGUUUGUUCCGAGCAUACCCACGUACAAAGCAGCAGCUUUUGCUCUCCAGGCUUUGUAUGCAGCAGAGCCUGUCCGCUCUGCGUGGUUGUCGUACCCAAUCCCAGACAGGCGUACAGACAGUGUGGCAAUGUACUGGGCGGGAGCGAGUACUACACUCACAUAUUCAGUGAUUCAACGCCUGCAGACGCUCUUUGGCUUCGCCACGUUUACCGCUCGCGCGGCUGUUGCCACGGGCGACACAGACGCGUUACUGCCCAAAGAUGUCAUCCUACGGGCGUCACAUCAAGAGUCUCUGUGCGUAUUGAUCGAAACAUUCUUGGAGGCGAUUGUUCGUGCUUGGCUUGCCGUGUCGGACGUUGAGAUGCAAGACAUCAUGCUCAGCUCACAUACAGCGACCGAGUCCAUGCAACAUUCGUUCUUGCGCGAAAGGCGCCUUCUUUUUCAGUCGUUCGCUGCUCCCGCUCUGUCAACUGAAGCAACGACCAAGCCUGACAGUCUUCUCGACAGAAAUACGGGAAACGUCCUAGAUACCGGUACGUCUAAGGAUCGUGACGAUGCCAUGACAGCGCCCACGGACACGCACUCAAAUGAAGCUGAUGCCUCAAGUAUGCUCGAGGUAAGGCCCACGAAUGGUAGCACGUCGUUCAUACCCGCAUCCCAACCGACUUCGACAAUCACACUCGUGCACACGCCGACAGAGAGUAGUGUUCCUGCAUGUUUGUGGCGCAAGUUGGCCAGCAAGAACAACAUGGAUUCGUUGCUCAUAACGGAACCAGCCGAAGUGUUGCUCCUCCCCAUUCAACACACGAGUGUAUCGAGCCCCUUCUCUAUUGACAUGACGGUGCAUCUAGACCCGUUCCUCUGGGAGAAGCGUCGAGGUGAACGUGUAGAUGGCGAUGCUUCUGCGAAACAAGCCGAAGCACUUGAGCAAGAACUUGCAAACCUUGACGCGAAGCGCACACUCUAUUGUGAAUCAAAUCCAGGACCCAUGCUUUCUUUGCUCCAGCAGGCUGAAACGCAUCUAACUAAUGUCGCACAGUCCGAUGCUCUGGCUCAGUGGCUACGGCGUGUAAGAGAAGCACUAGAACACCGCAUCCAAAGUACGUGA
Messenger RNA from Malassezia globosa CBS 7966, 1266 nucleotides. RefSeq lists its product as uncharacterized. Bases 1 to 1266 code for a protein of 421 amino acids. Lineage: Eukaryota; Fungi; Basidiomycota; Malasseziomycetes; Malasseziales; Malasseziaceae. The record is from RefSeq and is a predicted model, not a curated record. The transcript is spliced from 2 exons.